Uranotaenia lowii is the source of this 2962-nucleotide messenger RNA. RefSeq lists its product as uncharacterized. The coding region runs from base 136 to 2214 and encodes 692 amino acids. The record is from RefSeq and is a predicted model, not a curated record. Gene Ontology annotation, cellular component: ribonucleoprotein complex; nucleus; cytoplasm. The transcript has 4 exons. Lineage: Eukaryota; Metazoa; Arthropoda; Insecta; Diptera; Culicidae. Gene Ontology annotation, molecular function: RNA binding; RNA helicase activity; ATP binding.
UCGAUUUCGUCGCAUUUCUCAUCGCAGUUUGAGUGAAUCGCCCAAAGUGAUCAGACAGAAAAUCCACGUUGCUCCGUUGCUCGCUUAAUUCUGCAAAUUUUAUUCUACAAGGAAUCUCCCGUAACUAGUUGAAACAUGUACGGAAAUCGUCAGCAAUCCGGUGGUGGAUUCCGUGGAGGAAGUUCCUCGGGCGGAGUUGGCGGCGGAAUGGGCCGGCCCGGUGGUGGUAUGGGAGGAGGUGGUGGCUUCCGUGGCGGAGAUCGUCCCGGUGGUCCCCCACGUGGUGGAAUGGGCGGAGGAGGCGGCGGUGGAUUUGGUGCAAACCGUGGCACUUUCGACCGGCAAGCCAACAACGGGGCCAGUUUGCGAACUCUCAAGUGGAGUCGCGAAGAUUUGACCCCGUUCGAGAAAAAUUUCUACAAACCAUCAGACCGGUUGACCAACAUGCCGCAGGAAGAAGUCAAUGAGGUGCUCACGAAGUUUGAGAUCACUCUUAAGGGCCGGAACAUUCCUCGUCCGAGUGUUUUGUUCCAGGAUGCCAGUCUACCAGACAACAUCAUGGCUGAAAUGAACCGACAAGGGUUCAGCAAUCCCACACCGAUUCAGUCGCAGGGUAUGCCAAUCGCGCUUAGCGGUCGUGAUAUGGUAGGCAUUGCUCAAACUGGCUCGGGCAAGACUUUAGCCUAUAUUGUACCAGCUUUGAUACAUAUUAUGCACCAAGAUCAAGUUAGACGUGGUGAUGGUCCAAUCGCGCUUGUGUUGGCACCAACUCGUGAGUUGGCACAACAAAUUCAGCAAGUAGCCAUCGACUUUGGUCAACGUGUCAAUGCAAACAAUACCUGUGUAUUUGGCGGAGCCCCCAAAGGGCCCCAGAUUCGUGACUUGGAGCGAGGCGCGGAAAUAGUGAUCGCUACUCCUGGUCGUUUGAUCGAUUUCCUCGAAAGGAACAUUACUAAUUUGAAACGUUGCACCUAUUUGGUGCUGGACGAAGCCGAUCGUAUGCUGGACAUGGGCUUCGAACCACAAAUUCGUAAAAUUAUGGGUCAAAUUAGACCCGAUCGUCAAGUUUUGAUGUGGUCUGCAACAUGGCCAAAAGAAGUUCGCAAUCUGGCAGAAGAGUUUUUGACCGAUUACAUUCAAAUCAACAUUGGCUCCUUGAACCUCUCGGCUAACCAUAACAUUCUUCAGAUUGUGGACGUUUGUGAAGAUUAUGAAAAAGAUCAAAAAUUGAUGAAAUUGUUGACAGAAAUUUCGGCCGAAAGCGAGACUAAAACGAUCGUUUUCGUUGAAACUAAACGUCGCGUUGACGACAUCACGCGUAGCAUUUGUCGCAAUGGUUGGCGCGCCGUAUCAAUCCACGGCGACAAAUCACAGCAAGAGCGUGAUUACGUUUUGAACGCAUUCCGAAACGGUCGCCAGGGUAUUCUGGUGGCCACCGACGUCGCUGCUCGCGGACUUGAUGUAGAAGAUGUUAAGUUCGUAAUUAAUUACGACUAUCCAUCUAACUCAGAGGAUUACGUACACCGGAUUGGCAGAACGGGUCGUUCUAACAAUACCGGCACCGCAUAUACGCUGUUCACCAAUGGCAACGCCAAUAAAGCGGGAGAUCUCAUCAACGUGCUGAGGGAAGCCAAUCAGGUUAUUAACCCCAAACUUAUGGAAAUGGCCAAAGGUGGCUUCGGACGGGGUGGCCGAAACAAUCGCUACGGUAACAAUCGUUUUGGUGGACAGCAGAAUCGUCCCCCGCGUGACGGAGGCUAUGGUGGUGGACAGCGUUUCGGUAAUCGCGAUGGAGGCAACAAAUUUGGCGGAGGAAUGGGUGGUGGUGGCGAGAACAAAUAUGGUGCGAAGCCGGCUAUGAAUGGUGGAGGCCAGCAGCGCGAUCAUGGAGCUAAUCGAAUGAUGAACGGAUCCGGACCACCACGUCAGAGUCGAUUCUCGACGCCAGCUGGAGCGCCACCACCAUACUCGUCGAGCGGUAGCGCCGGUGGGUUCAAUAAGCCCCCGCCUCAUCAAGGUGGUGCAGCGCCCUCAAGCAAUACCUAUGGAUCCUACAAACCCUACAGUUCUGGUCCCGCAAGCCAAGCCAACGGACAGUUUAACAGUUUUCCCAAACCUGCACCGGCGCUACCCUCGUCGUACCAAUUCACCAGCCUUCCACCACAAGGAGGCCAACCUUUUGCAUUCCCUCCGCCCGCAGUGGCAAUGAACUAAACGCGUUUAAUUUAUAUUUACCUAUAAUUCAUGCACAUUGAUCAUUUUAAAUUGACUUUUAUCAAAUUCAUCGACGUUAGGGUUGGAAGUAAUCAUUUGAUAGUUUUAACUGAAUGCUACAAAAAUCUAGGAUUAGGAUUAUCCUAUAAUAUUGUCACCAGUAGGCAAGUGUGAACACACAGCAGCGAGAGAAUGUGAAGAUUUUUUUUACGUUAGUUUGGAUUAUUGUCAAUCCUCCGUACGAUUGAUUAUAUAAAUGUGAUAUGAUAUAGCAACAUUAAUCCAAAUGUGUGACUAAAGUUAUCUAGUAGCAACACUUUAAAUUACUUUGUUUCUGAUAUUUAUUUCAUAUUAUAAACAAAGAGGCUACCCUGUUAUGAGUAACAGUAAUCUGCUGUGAAAUCAAUAGGUGAAUGUGGUAUCUUUGAAAAGCGGUAAUCAGCCGAAAUAAACAAUAUAAUACGACUAACACAUGUUCCGAAAGAACAGAAACAAUGUGCAACAGAAAUCUCUCGAAGUAGUGUAAAACCUGAUCAACCUGAACAUGUUUAUAUUUCACUAUUGCACUCUUAGAUUGAUUAUUGAAUGUAUGUCAAAUCCUUUUUUCUCGCCCCUUAACUUACCUUUACAGAACAGUGAAACCUCCGAACAGUGAAUUUUGUUUCAUCGACUUUAAACCGUUGGAAGAAACAGAAAACAUAGUUUGGUGAACUAUGAAAGUACAAUAAAAUACAAAAUUAAAAAAUAA